Messenger RNA from Striga asiatica, 1937 nucleotides. The record is from the annotation of a GenBank genome assembly. Lineage: Eukaryota; Viridiplantae; Streptophyta; Magnoliopsida; Lamiales; Orobanchaceae.
CAAUAUAACCCUUUAUGCUGCGCGUGCGAAUCCCACAGAUUCUCCUUCGCUCUCCGGCUCGCAACUAAUCUUUGCGUAAAACCCUUCUUAAUUUCAGCGGGUUCUCUAUAAUUGUUUUGGAAAUUUUGCAUUUCGCAACCCCUUAUUUUUUCGGACUGAAAAAUGGCGAUGAGGGUUGCUUUGAAAUUCAGGAAAGAGUACUGUAUGCAUAGGAAUAAGGUUAAAUUCAACGAUUACUUCAGGCAUUGUUUCUGCACUAGUGCUUCAGCCGGCACUGCUAGCACUCCACCCAAAAUUCCCAAAAAAGUUCCUCAUUUUCCGAAAAAGGGUAGAUUAUUUACUGGAGCUGCUAUAGGGCUACUCAUAGGUGGAGGUGCAUAUGCAAGUACUGUAGAUGAAGCGACUUUCUGUGGCUGGCUAUUCUCUGCAACAAAACUAGUGAAUCCUUUAUUUGCAUUUCUCGACCCAGAAGUGGCCCACCGACUAGCAGUAUCUGCUGCAGCCCGUGGGUGGGUCCCGAUUGAGAAAAGGGCCGAUCCGCAAAUAUUGGAACUCAAAGUUUGGGGAAGGAGGUUUUCCAAUCCAAUUGGUCUUUCUGCUGGUUUCGACAAAAAUGCUGAGGCUGUCGAGGGCUUGCUUGGAUUAGGUUUUGGUUUUGUGGAGGUUGGGUCAGUCACUCCAGUUCCACAGGAGGGCAAUCCAAAACCUCGUAUAUUUAGAUUACGGAAGGAAGGUGCUAUCAUCAAUAGAUGUGGCUUCAAUAGUGAAGGGAUUGUUGCUGUAGCAAAGCGGCUGGGCGCCCAACAUGGUAAAAGGAAAAUGGAAACUUCGAGCAGCUCAUCUUUCACUGAAGAGGAGGUCAUUCAUGGAGGGAAAGCAGGUCCUGGUAUUCUUGGGGUUAAUUUAGGAAAGAAUAAGACGAGCGAGGAUGCUGCAGCUGAUUAUGUGCAAGGAGUUCACACUUUGUCACAGUAUGCCGAUUACUUGGUUAUCAAUAUUUCAUCCCCCAACACUCCGGGACUGCGGCAACUUCAGGGUAGAAAACAAUUAAAAGACCUUGUGAAAAAGGUUCAAGCUGCUCGUGAUGAAAUGCAAUGGGGAGAGGAAGGCCCACCACCUUUGCUUGUGAAAAUUGCUCCAGACUUGUCUAAACAGGAUCUCGAAGAUAUUGCGGCAGUCGCUCUUGCUCUUCGAGUAGAUGGAUUGAUCAUAUCAAACACAACUAUUCAGAGACCAGAUGCCGUAAGCCAAAAUCCAGUGGCUCAGGAAACUGGUGGCUUGAGUGGAAAACCACUUUUUAACUUGUCCACAAAUAUACUCAAGGACAUGUAUAGUCUUACAAAGGGAAGAAUUCCGUUGAUUGGAUGUGGAGGUGUGAGCAGUGGAGAGGAUGCUUACAAGAAAAUACGAGCAGGGGCAAUCCUUGUUCAGUUAUAUACUGCAUUUGCUUAUGGAGGACCUGCCCUAAUACCUCAGAUAAAGAAUGAACUUGCCGAAUGCUUAGAGAGAGAUGGUUUCAAGUCUAUUUACGAAGCAGUUGGAGCUGAUUGCCGAUGAUACAACUGCCCGAUUCCGGUGCAGAUUUUUACAUUACACACAUUUAUUUGCAGCCUUUUCCCAUGUACAGCUAGUUUAGGACCCGGAAGCCCUAGAUGCAAAGUUUUGAUGAGUAAUUUUUUUUUUCCUCUAAGAUUAUGUAUUGUUGAUUUGGCAAAAUGGGUUCUUUUGCUUGUUCCCCAGUUUUGAUGAGGCAUAAGAAAAAAUGUUUUGAUAUGUAAGAGUGGAAAUAUGACCAGUCUAACAAUUCAUGCUAUGAAUUUGGAAGCCUAGAAUUAUUCUUUGAUGUUGAAGUAUGAGUUUAUUUGCUUAAUUUAUGGGCCUGCAAUUUGGGCAAUGUCUUUGUCACAUAUUGCAACAGCAAACGACUCAUCACGCGG